Rotaria sordida is the source of this 1296-nucleotide messenger RNA. The record is from the annotation of a GenBank genome assembly. Lineage: Eukaryota; Metazoa; Rotifera; Eurotatoria; Philodinida; Philodinidae.
AUGUCCGGAUCGGAAUUUCGUUUAUCAAAUAUUGAAAUAAUACCUAGUAGGGUUAUUAUAGAUUCAAUAAGUACCAUUAAUUUUACAUGUAUAAAUCAUGAAUCAAAUGAUAAACCAUUAAAAACAAGUUUAUCAAAAAUAAUUUCAUCUAAUGAAAUUGAAAUAAAUACUAAUAUAUUAAAUAAAACUGCAAUUAAUAUUCAACUUGAAGCAAAAAAUUACGUAGGAAUUUUCCAUUUAUUAUGCUAUAGUAAUGGCGAAAAAGCAAGUGGCACUCGUACUGAUGUUAUUGUCAAAGCUGCGCCAGGUGUGCUUCAACUUGUCGAGCGAUGUCGAGUCUAUGAUAAACAAUAUAUUAAAUGUCAGAUUCGAGCACCAACCAUAGCACGUGCUAUUCAAAAUGGUUAUCCACCUAAAUUUGAAUUUAAUGAAAUUAGUCAUUCUCCUGAUAAUUUAGCUUACGUAUCACGUGUUGAAUUUUUAGAACAAGAAAGUACAAAUGAAUAUUUGACAUUUAAAUGGAGACCAAUUACAGAUGGAAAAUUUCCACCUAGAGUUCGAAUGCAUAUGAAAGCAAUGUUACCUUAUUUUAAUGUAUCAUCUUAUUAUUUUGAUAUGACACCAGUUUUUCAAAUAACACCUAAAUUUACUUUACAACCAAUAUCAUCAAGUGAAAUUGAAAUUAAACUUUUAUCUACAUUUUCAUCAGUAUUUUGUGAAAAAAGUAUUAUACCAAAAUUAAAUCCAACUAUUAAUCAAACAUGGACAAUUGUCGAAACAAAACGAAAUACUACUUUAAUUGAUAAUCUUUUAUCUAAUACUCUCUAUCGUGUAUGUAUGAAAUGUCGACAAGUCUAUACUGAUCCAGAUGGUAUAGAAGAAUGUCAAGAAAGGAAAACAUUGAGUAAAUUCAAUUUUCUUUAUAAUCAAAAUUAUUUUAUCGUCAUUAUAAUUAUUUUAAUCUUAAUUUUAUGCAUUAUUAUUGGUCUUGUGUUUUAUUUUUCGAGAAAUCAACCAAGACAUGUAUACCGACCAGUUAAUAAUGGAAAUAAACGAACAAACGAUGAAGCAAAUUCAAAUCUAUAUAUAAACUCUAUUGAACAUAAAACAUCAUCAAAUGUUUCAAUAAGCGUCAGUAAUCCAGAUUCAGUACACUCAUCUACUCCAGAUGACGUGCCUGUUGAGGAUGAUUCGAUAGUUGAAAAGCAUAGCUAUGACUAUCUUCCUAUUGCAUCAAUGCAAGAAAUUAUAGAAAUGUGUUCUCCACCAAAAAUGUUAUCUCAAUCCGAAAAUUAA